Molecule: messenger RNA, 441 nt
Organism: Paracoccidioides lutzii Pb01
Exons: 5
Coding region: 1-441 (146 amino acids)
Source: RefSeq, a predicted model, not a curated record
AUGUCAUCUCGAGUCCUAAAAUUCCCAAUAAUGACGCUGAACAAAGCUUGUAAAGUUAAGUCUGAAUAUCAGGAGAAAAGGCAUGGACAAAACCUCCCCGGGGAGGGGACGCUUACCAGAAAAAUCCUCAAUCACGGCCUUCUGACAUCUGCCUCCGGACUCGGAAUCUCGGACUCGGUCGGCCAGCGCCUUGAGCCCAUGCGGCAAUGCAAGAUAGGUCAUAACUCCGCUGGAGAAGUGACUCUCCGCUCUUGUCGUAAAGGUCACCGCAUCCUGUGCUUUAGCUUUUUGGAAGGUAUCGCUUUCGUGGAACCCGAGGACAACGGUGUGGGCGGCCUCGUGAAAAAUUCAAAACUAUCAGGACAAUCGCCGAAGACCAUGACCACAUUCGAGGGCUUUACAACGAGAGCACCAAACCUUCCCGCGACGGCAAUCAGGUGA